CAAAUGAAUCCGAGAUUUAAAACAAAAUGUUAGCCCAGCAGCAUUUUUACCAAUGGAACUUGUCCAACAUAGAGUUGAAACCUUUUAAACGGGAUCUAUUCAAAGGCGGCAAAAACGAAACUUGUGUCCGACUAAUUCGAAGACAAAGAGCCCGAGGACUGUUAUGAUUGAUUAUAGGCCCGUAGCUGUGUGUUCCUCGCAAGAUCAUCGCAACUUCAUCAGUUUGCCUUUGUAGCAGGAGGUCAAUCUCUGACAGUGUAUUGAUUUCUUAUCAAAUUUUCCAUUAUUUGUGUACUUCAUCAGCAAAGAGACACUGUUCAAUGGCCGUUAAAACGGAUAUGAACAGGGUGUACAAUAGACUAGAGUGGAGUUUCUUUAGGAACGUUGUGUCCCAGCUUGGGUUCCACCCAACGUGGACACGGGAACAUGUCAUAUCUGCUCUUCUUCUUCUGGAGUUUAUUUAAAUGAAUCUGUCAGUACUUGUUUAUGGAGUAAUAUUAUUUAAUCCCAAUCAUUUUUAGGUGUUGACAAAUGGAAUAGAAGUAAAGUUGCAGAGGAAUGCAUUCAGUGUCCUUGAAGCUCCUACUGGAAAUGAAGUAGACGAUGAUCUUGAUUUCGAAAAUACACUGAGGAAUGGUUCUGAUAUGAUUGUUUCUUUUCCAGCAUCCGAGGACACACUGAAGCCUCAUAAGUCGAAGCUAAGAGGGCAGAGAUCAUCACGGUCAUUUCACAAGACCCUGAGCAGGUCUCUAUCAUCUGACUCACAAUCAAAAAGCUCUGCUUUUACUCUCCCUCAAAACAUGAAGGUUGAUCUUAGCAAACUGGAAAUGCCUGCUUUACUCAAAUAUUGGCAACAUUUCAACCUCGUGGAUGCAAUUCCAAAUCCAUCAAAGGAGCAACUAAUUGACAUUGUUCAGAGACACUUUAUGUCUCAGCAAAUGGAUGAGCCUCAAGUUAUUAUGGGGUUUGUUCAAGCUGCAAAGAGAAUGAAGAGAGCCUGCAAGUUGCAAUCCAAAGAAGCCAGAAACACCGAUCUUAACUGCAUCAGCUAAAAGAAACAAGCCCUGACUUUAAUAAUAGAUCCUCUAAGUAAAGUGAUGCCAACUUGAGUAACCAUUUGUGGCUUGCUGCAGCAAGUUUUAGCUCGUUCCGGAGAUAUUUGGCUAAGGAGUAGAAUGUUGUUUCUUCUUGCUUCUGUUGUUUAACCAUGUAAUUACCCCCAAUCAAACAAAAAAAGACCCUGAAAUCAAGAAACAUGACUCUCUAAAGCUUCCAAUUGAAUUUACUAUCUGUUCUGAUUUUAGUAUGUUACAAUGUAAAUAUGUUUUAUGUGACCUUUCUCUCAGUCCUUUUUUUUUUGUUUUAAAUUGAGUAGUAACAUUAUUUUAUAGAUUGAAACAUAAUUUAUUGAUGGGCCUGUUGCGAGUAAAACAAAACAUACAACCAAACUUCCUCUUCAUCUCUCUCCAUGCACUCAUCUACGUCCUUCUCUUUGCGCAAUAAACACAUAUUCAAGAUUUUCAAUCUCUCUUUUGUUGCUGCAAUCAGAUUUGAUAUAACUUCAUACUCUUACUCUCGCCUUCUUAUAUAAUAAACCCUCGCGGGAGAAUCUGCCUCCCUUUUCUUUUUCGCCUGACUAGUUCUUUUUUUUUUUUAUAACCGAGUAUCCUGGAUCCACCGUGGUGGUCCGGAUUAGAGACCGAAGCGAGCAUGGACCCGAAGGUCACCAGGUGGUUCACCGCGUAACGGUCUUCGGUCUCGGAUGCUGCAGCCCAUAUGUAAAUUCCGCAGUGGCCAAGGUUCGAACCCAGGACGGGCACUCCAGCUGGAGCUCCUAUACCACUAGACCAAAGCAACUUGGUUGCCUGACUAGUCCUUUAGUGGAGUAUAAACGUAUAAGAACAGGAAUCGCUGCUUAUAGUUAUAGAUGCAUAUCAUGGUGAAUUACUUUUAUAGAACGCAUGUGCGCUUGGAUAAAGAUACCAAGAAAAUUGAAUAUCACCAUGCAACAUGUAUUUAGUAGCGUAACUAUGCAUCAACGAUCAAACAAUUAAUAACUACUUCCCCAGUUCCUAAAUAUAAGAUAUUUUAGUUGAAACAAAUAGACUAUAUGAUUGGUUACAUAGUUUUUGAUAAAUUUAAAAUUAUCUAGAAAUAUUAGAACCUCAUACAUAUUAUUGAAACAUCAAUUUUUUUUUAAACAUCUUAUAUUUAGGAACAUACGGAAUAU
Brassica napus (rape) is the source of this 2230-nucleotide messenger RNA. RefSeq lists its product as uncharacterized. Gene Ontology annotation, molecular function: transcription coregulator activity; protein binding. NCBI's taxonomy places the organism in Eukaryota, Viridiplantae, Streptophyta, Magnoliopsida, Brassicales, Brassicaceae. Gene Ontology annotation, biological process: regulation of DNA-templated transcription. Bases 645 to 1052 code for a protein of 135 amino acids. Gene Ontology annotation, cellular component: histone deacetylase complex. The transcript is spliced from 5 exons. The record is from RefSeq and is a predicted model, not a curated record.